AUGCUUCUUCUCGAUUAUCAAAACGUCCUUAUCCAAUCGGUUUUGACCGAGCGGUUCUCUGGAGCCCCGCCAGCCUCCAUUGACCAGACAGUAUCCGACUUCGACGGUGUUACAUUUCACAUUUCGACCCUGCCCGAAACGAAAACCAAGAUUCUCCUUUCGCUUCAAAUAAGAUGCUUCGCGGAUCUUGUUCAGUAUGGUGCUGAGCAGGUUCUGCAAAGAGAGUACGGAGAUUACAUCUGCCCAGUUGAAGCCGGCUAUGACUUUUCUGUCUUGAUCGACCUGGAGAACUUGCCGGAAGGAAAGGAGGAACGCGAUGCGCUGGCCCUCAAGUUUGCGCUACUCAAGCGUAACGCCAUGGCUGCGCCGCUCGAGCAAGCCUACGAAGAACACUACAAGCUCAAGGAAGAGGCCGCGAAGUUCACAUCAGAGGAGGCGCCACAGGAUAUCCUACACGGCGGCCAGGUCAAGGCUAUUCACUACCGCGAGGAGGAGGCCAUCUAUGUCAAGGCGGCGCACGACCACGUCACCGUCAUAUUUAGCACAGUAUUCCGCGAAGAGACUGAUCGGGUUUUCGGCAAAGUCUUUAUUCAAGAGUUCGUGGAUGCGCGAAGACGUGCUAUUCAGAAUGCGCCCCAGGUGCUCUUCCGCACCGACCCGCCCUUGGAGCUUCAGGGUGUACCUGGUGUUAAGAGCACCGGCACUGGCGAGAUUGGCUACGUCACAUUUGUCCUUUUUCCCAUGCAUCUUACCCCUCAAAGAAUGGAGCAGGUUAUUUCGCACAUUCAAACAUUCCGAGACUACUUCCACUAUCAUAUCAAGGCCUCCAAGGCAUACAUUCACUCGCGUAUGCGCAAGAGGACCGCUGAUUUUCUCCAAGUUCUGCGCCGGGCGCGACCCGAGAACGAGGAGCGCGAACGCAAGACCGCGACUGGAAGAUCUUUCAAGGUACAAGGUUAG
Messenger RNA from Akanthomyces muscarius, 960 nucleotides. RefSeq lists its product as uncharacterized. Gene Ontology annotation, biological process: actin filament polymerization; Arp2/3 complex-mediated actin nucleation. The transcript is spliced from 5 exons. The record is from RefSeq and is a predicted model, not a curated record. Gene Ontology annotation, cellular component: Arp2/3 protein complex; actin cytoskeleton. Bases 1 to 960 code for a protein of 319 amino acids. NCBI's taxonomy places the organism in Eukaryota, Fungi, Ascomycota, Sordariomycetes, Hypocreales, Cordycipitaceae. Gene Ontology annotation, molecular function: actin filament binding; structural constituent of cytoskeleton.